Molecule: messenger RNA, 704 nt
Organism: Staurois parvus
Lineage: Eukaryota; Metazoa; Chordata; Amphibia; Anura; Ranidae
Source: the annotation of a GenBank genome assembly
AGCGGGCAACGAGUCAUCUGGCACGACAGCGGGCACCGAGUCAUCUGGCAUGACAACAGGCAACGAGUCAUCUGGCACGACAACGGGCAACGAGUCAUCUGGCACGACAGCGGGCACCGAGUCAUCUGGCACGACAGCGGGCAACGAGUCUUCCGGCACGACAACGGGCAACGAGUCAUCUGGCACGACAACGGGCAAUGAGUCAUCUGGCACGACAGCGGGCAACGAGUCAUCUGGCACGACAGCGGGCACCGAGUCAUCUGGCAGAACAGCGGGCAACGAGUCAUCUGGCACGACAGCGGGCAACGAGUCAUCUGGCACGACAGCGGGCACCAAGUCACCAAGCGGGCAACGAGUCAUCUGGCAGAACAGCGGGCAAUGAGUCAUCUGGCAGAACAGCGGGCACCGGGUCACCAUGCUCAACAGCAGGCAACGAGUCAUCUGGCAUGACAGCGGGCAACGAGUCAUCUGGCACGACAGCGGGCACCGAGUCAUCUGGCAGAACAGUGGGCAACGAGUCAUCUGGCACGACAGCGGGCACCGAGUCACCAAGCAGAACAGCGGGCAAUGAGUCAUCUGGCAGAACAGCGGGCAACGAGUCAUCUGGCAGAACAGUGGGCAUCAGAACAGCAGGCAACGAGUCAUCUGGCUGGAUCGGGUCAUCAGGCCAGAUCGGGUCAUCGGGCAUCAGGGCAUCAGGCUGG